AUGUCUUACGUUCCUCCCCACCUUCGCGCAGCAGCAGCUGCCUCCACUGUGGAUGCCUCCGCGAAUUACCGCACCACUACGCCAAAACCCUCUGCCAGAUUCCUCGAGUCCGACGGCAACCCUAGGAGCACGGCAGACUCUUUCUCUUACUCUGGUCGUCGUUCGGGUGGCGUCGCUCAGCCGACGAAGGCCUUCCCCGAGCCGGCCUUUGGGAAGUGGCAGCCUUCCGAUCGGGUGCUCCGUCUCACACCUGAACAGGUGAGUGGCUUGCAAUGUUUCUGCACCCAGCAGCCGGCUUUCGUCGGGUUCUUGCCGGACGUUCUUCCAAAGGACCACGGUCGACACUUUUGCGUUCAUACUGCUUUCCAAUGCGCUUCCUGUUCCAUUCUCAUCCUUAAAAAAAUUUCGUGCGAGUCGUAACUGGGUUUGUGACCGUGUAUACGUUUGCGUCUUCUCCAUCCUAAUAUUUCAUUCCAACGUUGGCAUCGACCUUGUUAGUCAUCUCUCCAUGAUCAGCCAUUAGUUUUUAUGUAUGCUCCAUGUAUAUGAAUAGGAAACCGGUCGCUUUUUUUUCAAUCUGUACUCGACCCGUUUCUUUAAAUCUGCGUGGCUGACUGGUGAAACAUGUCCAACGUUAAGACGAGGCAACUUAUGUUACCCAUUCAUGCUAGACUGGUUUUUCACUUGAAAACGAGAACCAUACCAUUCGGUCAUUGCUUUCUUAUGCUAGUGUUGGGAAUGAUGGAGGAUUUUCGGGGUGCACACUGUGUUGUACGGUGCUGAUUGUACUCUGGACACUUGGUUUAGUGAAAACACUGUUUCAUGCACUCCAAAUCUCCUUUUAUGUAUGAUAAAUGUUAUAUUUAGACUUAUUAGGCGUGUCUCUGACAAUAGCUAAUGUCGAUUGAGCAAGAACCUAACUCUGACCGACUUAAUUGCUUAGGAGACUUGAAAUCGCCUCCAUAUACUUUUAAAAAUGCUGCACCAUUUGGUUUUUAAAGUCCGGAAAAGAAUGUGAAGGUAGGGUUCCCAGAAUAUAUAGUUGAAUAUAUGAUGCAUUGAUCGUCGAAGAAAAUUUCCCAGAAAAAGCUGGCAUGUUUCAAAUAAAACCAUAAUUGGUGCCAGGAACGUUGACCUGGAAGAAGUCAUAAAUUCGUUGUGACGCUCUCUAGUUUCUUGUAAAAGCUUUUUUAUUAAAUGAUGAUUUUAUUUUAGGUAAGGUGAGGAAGUUAGUUUUAAUCAAGCCGUUGCAUACUUAGCGCCACCCCUCCCAGGCUUUUCUAGACAAGAUAACUUUCCAUUUCAUCUGUAGCGGCCGUGAACAUUGUAAACAGCAUAAAUUUCCGUUUCACCCUUAAACCACUCUUCCCAGAUGUUUUCUUUUCAAGGAUUGGAACUGAUGUAUAAUAUUUAAUCCAUAGUAGCUAUAGACUUGUUGUAAGCCUUUUGAUGAAACAUAACUUUAUUAAUAAAUGUUACAGAUAGGAACAAUUGCCCUUUUUAUAUUUCCCCAUCAAAUUUUGUGUAAAAAAGAUUUUUGGCCUUUUUUGCUGGGAUGUUAAUAAGAGAUAUUUAGCGGGUCUUUCAGAUACACAGGAUUUCAGCAACUAGCUGAUUUCUUCAAAGUGACUGUUGAUACUCUGGGCAUUCUUUUUGCUGCCCAUACACCUAGUCAAAUAACUAAGACAAUAAUCUCAAAAUUAUUACUGUGAAGAGUUUUUUUUCGCGUUUCUUUCGUUUGUUGAUAAAUCAUCUGAAACAUCAAAAAAGUAAGGUUUACUUUUCUGCCGAUGCCUGUUUUACGAUUUAUGAGUUCGCUUUUUAUCGAUUUUUUUAUCAGAAUGUCUAUACCGAUCAGUGAAAACGCUGAUCAGAACACUUCCUUGUAAAAUUUGUUAAAAUUAAUGUCUCGUCCAAUGGAUGAUUUCAGAUUGAUUUCAUUGCGAAUAGACUUCCAUAUUUCGAAGUAAAUUUUCUUCAUUUGGAAAGUUUCCAAUUCCAAUAAAAUGUCUACAAUUUGUCUGUGGAAACCUUGGUAUAUUUAAUUUCUUCUGAGGAAAAAUAUUAUGCCAACGUUUCUUUCUUCAUUUAGGUGAUGGAAUUUUGGCUGUGAUCCACAAUGAACAAGAUCAUAUGUUAUUUUCUCACAAAAUUGCAUUUUCUGGGAUUUUUUAGAUUGAAGAAGUACGUUUGCGGCUAAAUGUUGAUGUUACAGUUUCCCCCGAUUCUCCUUCCGCAUCAGCCCCAAUUGAAUCCUUUUCGGAUAUGGUAAAUUUCACCAUUUUCCUUUUGGGUUCAUGUUAUUCAUUGCUGUUUGUUGAUAGUUCAUGUCCGUAGGUAGCUGUUUCUUAUUGUUAGACUAAUGUAUAUCAUCUUUUCUGCAGUGUUUGCAUCCCAGCAUCAUGAAGGAUAUUGCGUACCAUGACUACACUAGACCAACUUCUAUUCAGGCACAAGCUAUGCCUAUUGCUCUUAGUGGUAGGGAUAUCUUAGGUUGUGCUGAAACUGGGAGUGGGAAAACUGCUGCUUUUGCUAUUCCCAUGAUUCAGGUUUACAUAUUUCUCCAUUGUGGCUUAUCACAAAUAGACAUUUUUCGAUUUGGUUUAUCUUGUCUUUCUUGCUACCUUCAUCCCUUCUCAUUUUGGUCACUUGACGUUCGCAGCAUUGUUUGGGUCAACAACCUAUUCGGCAGGGUGAUGGACCUAUGGCAUUAGUUUUGGCUCCUACCAGAGAACUGGCCCAACAGAUUGAAAAAGAGGUAUGAACUUUUUCACCCGCUCUCUGGGAUACUUGUUCUCAAGAAUGACAUGUAACAUUGUCAACAUGUUCUGAAUAUCAAAUGAAAAAUGUUACAUGUUCUGAAUAUCAAAUGAAAACCCUGAAGAAACUUUAGAGGAAAGGAACAUUCGCUAAAAUAUGAGAAAAAUGAAAAGACAACCAACCAGAAAAUGCAGAUACUAUUUUUCAUUCUACUCAUUAAACUGGAUACUGAGGUUUGUCAUGCUAUGUUGCUUAACUUAGACUACCUUUAUACUCACUUUGGAAAUUUACUUGCUAUUGGUUUUGUUUUCACGUGUCUUUUCUUUUUCCAUCUCAUCUGUCACCCAGGUUAAGGCCUUUAGUAGAUCACUGGAGAAGUUCAGGACUGCUAUAGUAGUUGGUGGAACGAACAUUGGGGAGCAGGUGAUCUUGGCGAUGCUUUGUGUCUACCUUUAACUUAUUUCUUUGGCAAACUUUAUGUUCCGAACAAAUUUUAAUGAAAUUUCAUGACAAGAAAGUUUGAAACUAAAGUUACCUUGGUACGGUGACUGCGGAGAUUAGUGCUUUUCCUGUCGCAGUGGGAAAGUACAACUGAAAUACCUUUUUAGUACUAGAAAAAUCUAUUGAUGACUUUAUAUGAAGUGUCCACACCAUAUAUGAUGCUUCCUACCAUAAAGGUUCUGCUUCUCAUCAUCUUUAUAAAGUUCAUUAUAUCUUUUCUUUAUAAUGUUUUUUCUUUAAUUUUUAUUUUUAUUUUCUUAUUGUUGGACCAGAGGGCUGAUCUAAGAGCGGGGGUCCAAAUUGUGGUUGCAACCCCAGGAAGGUUUAUUGACCAUUUACAGCAAGGGAAUACGUCCCUUUCAAGAAUAUCAUUUGUUGUCCUUGAUGAAGCUGACAGGAUGCUAGACAUGGGUUUUGAGCCACAGAUUAGAGAGGUAUUCUGCACCAAAUUUUCCGUUAGCAUAUAUUUAUUAUUUCUUAUGCUAGACAAUGAUGCCCCAAGAAGGUAUCCUAUGUAUGAAAAGUUCAAUAUGCUGGAAAUGAACCUAUGUAUCCUCAUAGUUAGUGACCCGCAACUCUGUUUUCCCUGGUCUCUUUCAAAAGAAAAAUACUUGGUGCUUUUCGUUCAACGAAUUGUAUUUGUCCCAGUUAACCCAAACCACAAUGAUGUGGUUCGGUGCAACAAAUGGUGUAAUGAAUACUAGCUUAAGAUAGAAUAAUACCUUCCUCGACGUUUAUACCUUUCCUCUUUUGCAACAAUAAGGCAGGUGGGAAAACUUCCUAUGACACCGAUUUUUUGCUGACCUGUGCUGUAUUGGCUUUUUUUGGAAGUGUAGAUUGGCUGUUCUGGCUGGGAUUUUCGGAUUCUAGCUGAAUGAAUUGAUUCAGAUGGCAAGUCCUGUUUGAGACUAUCGUCAGCAAAGGACAUAGAACGUUUAUAAUCUAUGCUGUAUGAUGGACCUUAAGGAAAUGUUGAAGCCAUAUUUCUGUCCUCUUUGAGAGCCCGAAAUUGAAGAGCAUGGAGUUUUUAGAAUUAUUUGGUCGUUGGCUCAUGUGGGAUGAGAAUAUUGUGUUAAAUUGGAGAAAAAGUUUCAGCACAUGCUCUUGGACAGAUGCUUGAGUCUAGGCGGCAAUUUUUCAGGUCAUUUACUUCUAUAACAAAGAAGCUAAUGGGAUAUUUUGGUUUAUCCUUUUUCUUUUCUUUUCUUUUCUUUUGGUGUGGGGGGGGCACGCGAUCGCUUGGUCUAUCUUAUCCUUUGUUCUUUACGUUAUUAAUGUAUUGGUGGUACAUUACCGUCUUCCCUCAAAAUGAAAAAGCAUAAAGGACCCGUUCUAGGCAGCAAUUUCUGGGUUAGUACUGUCCUAACAGAGACGGAGAAUCCAAGUAUUCUACAGAAUCCAAAUGUGUAAAUUAUUCUGUCAUGCAUGAAAUUUGUUUGAUGCCUUUGCAUCAUAUUAAUCUUUGAUUGGCCACUUUUAUGUGAUUAGUCCUUUUUGUGGAGUUCACAACUUUGAGAUGCUGCCAGCUAACACCUUACGUAUGUUUCCGGAAAAACUCUGCUUUGUGGUAAUGCAAUGAUUGGCUGAUUAUGUUCAUCCAAACGCAGGAAAUUUUUAUCAAUGGUUUUAUCAAUUAGAGAUGACCUGACAAUGACUGAAGAAUGUUGAAGAAAAUAAUUAGUAGAUAUAAGUAGAGAGGUCUUUGAGAAGAUCAAAAAGGAUAGAAGAUCUGGUGUAUGAUGUGGUUAAUUGGAUGUAAUGCUUGACUGUAUCCUUUCUAUAAACAAGCAAGGACUGAAGGAAUUGCUGGAAGAUGGUCUAGCUUUUGUAUUUGUAUUAUGAAUGAAGCUUUAGGAAAUGUUUUCUCCAGCAAUUAUCAGACUAGGCUUUCAUUUUAAGCGCCAUUCUGUGGAUCCGUUGGAUGCUGUUGCAGAACAGUAGAAGGCUAUGACGCCCUCACUGUGUCUGAGGGUCUUAUCUCCCCUCCAAAUACGCAUCUUGUUUAUCUAAGAAAACUUCAUUAGUAUAAAAGCUCUAUAUGCAAAAGAGUUCUGAAAAUGGUUUUCAUGUAAGUUUUUAAGUAAAAGCAUGUUUGCAAUUCAACAGUUAUUUUUUUAUCCUUCCUUUCUUUUUUUCUUUUUUGUGCAUUAAUGUUUUUUUCAGCAUUUGGUCAAGAUAUAUUAUGUUCUGUUAUUCCUCGACGCAUGUUUCCCUGCUUCCAUUUCGAUAGCUUGUUUAAGCUCAGUAUCAUGCAGCAUGUACUGCAUAUUUGUUGCGAUUUUUCCUUUUUGCAUCACUGCAGAAGUUCUGGAGCCCUUAUGAGGCAAGUUUAAUCCAUGAGGCAGUCGUUUAUAUAAUCUGAGGUUGUGUUUUAUGUUGUUGUAUUCAGAUAAUGCGGAAUCUCCCUGAAAAGCACCAAACAUUGCUGUUUAGUGCAACUAUGCCGAUAGAAAUUGAGACACUUUCUCAGGUGAAAAAGUACAGAUGUUUUUUAUGUACAAUUUUUGUUUUAUUUUUGAUGUACAUAGUCAGUGUCAUUAUUAUGCCAGUGGGAACUGGGUCACUUACUUUAUUAGCUUUAUCCCCCUCCACUUAAUAUUUCCAUUCUUCUCUGAUCAAGAUUUCGUAGGGGUCAGUCCUGUAAAGUUCUGUUCACACUUGAACUUAGUUUAGCAUUACGGAUGUUUUAUUCUGAACGCCAAGGGAAUUAUUAAAUCUAAUUGUGUUGUGACUGUUAUUUUGCCGAUGGUAUCGUUAUAAUCUUUAUGCAGAGCAUCUGAGAAUUGAGAAGUGUUUAUAGAGAAGAUUGGUGACGUCCAUACUUGGCUCACAUAAGCUCUAGCUGCAGUACAAUUGGCGCAUUAAGUUUUGAAACCCCCAAAUGGAUGAGUUCAUGCCUGACCAUUGGGCAAUUUUUGAAAAUCAUCCUUCUCUUCAGCCUAUAAAUUAGUGGGUCGUUUUAUGUCCCUGGUCCACAGCAUAAGGGAGCUUCUUAGUGAACGCGCUCAUGUAAAAGAUCACCGAAAAGAACACGAUUUUGAUAACCCGGCUUAUGGAUUUCUAUGUUGGGGAGCAGAUGUAAUCAAAACAUAAAAGAGGCCACGCAUAGAGUAAGAGGAUUACAUUUUCUGUCUUCAGGUCUGUAUUCUCCUGCUGAAACUCCAGUUGGUCUUGCAAGAUGUUUAUGAAUCUCGGACUUGCUAAUUCCUUUAAAAAGUUGGGAGGAAUGGGAUUUUAGUGAAUUUUAAGUUGAAGUAAAACAUUGGUUAAUCCUACGUCUCAGUUAUCUGGGUAUUUGGCGUCAUCUGAUUCAUUAUCACACAUAUUUAAGUUUUUUGCUGCGUCAGAUGAAAUCCUAAGUAUCAUGGGAUGUUUUCUGAUCUCUAAUCAUUUAGCCAGAAAUAAGUUGGAAUGGAUUUGACAAAUGGCAUUGGAUAAAUUAAACUUUAGCUUGCUGUUUUUUAUUUCAAUAACAGUUUGAUUCAGUUGUCUAUUCUAGGAAUACAGCUCUCAGAUAGCCUGUACACCUCAAUAUAAUGAACGAACUGGUCGGAAUGUAGUUUGACCUUUUGAAAACAUCUCCAUUGCUACGCAGUUGACUGGCCAUAUAUUCGAUGCAGUUUCCUGUGUUUCUAUUUCAUUAUGAGUAAUAUUAUUCUGUGUGAAAAUUGUGUAUCUACUAGGUGAUUGAUUGGUUUUAACCUUCAAAACUAGAAAAGGUCGGGAUGUUACACUCCUUUCCUGGGUAAUUUAUCUUCAUUGAAUGUCGUUGACAACAUUUUUCAGGAGUACCUGAAAGACCCAGUUCAAGUAAAGGUGGGGAAAGUCAGUAGCCCGACAGCAAAUGUGUCGCAAGUUUUGGAUAAGGUUGCCGAAAAUGAAAAGGUUUGGUUUCUCCAAAAACAGAUCACUACUCUUUUUUUUUUACUUUUCAACACUUGAUUAAAUCUCUUGAAUGUUUUGUAGACUGCUUUUUGGGUGAAAAACAUGAGGAUACCUUAAACAAACGUGUAAGGUAGAUUUCGCAAUGUUUUCUUGACAUGUGUUUCAUGGGAAAGUCAUUUGAAGAUGUACUGAAGCGAGAAAAGGAGUAAUAGACGAGAGAGUGACAAUUUUAUUUUCCAACCUGCAUUGCUUGGAAGGACAUUUUCCUCCCAUAUUCUUUCAAUUAUUUAGGAAUCAUAGUGCAUCUGAAACAUAUUCCCAGGUAUUUAUUUUGAAAAAUUUUAUGGCUCUGGUAGUAAGGCUACUCCUUUCAUCUGCCAUAUUUCUGAACACUGCUGUCUGACAAUUGCAUACAUUCUCUGCUCAUCAUCUCUCGUCUGGCAUGCCAUCAUCAUGUAUCUUUGAAGAUUCUGUACGAUUUUCGUUCGAAGGCAGCCAAAAUGUUCAAGCAAAGUAGAACCCAUUUUUUUGAGAUAAUUAAUGAUCGUUUAUGUCUAUAGUCAGAUGCAAUAUCUUCCUCCUGUUGUUCAUGGGAAACAUCAUUUUGCCCACUGGAUGCUCCUCAAGAUGGGUUUUGAUGUGAAUUUGGCAGAAAAGAUCCAUCUUUGACUGUGGACAGCUCUUUCCGAAAGACGUCUUCUCAACAUGUGCUUAUGAUUAUAUAAUGCAGCUGUUUUGUUUUUUCAGAUCGACGGGCUCCUGUCAUUGCUGGUGGAAGAGGCCUCUCAGGCUGAAAAGCUGGGUCAUCCGUUUCCUCUUACCAUUGUUUUCGUGGAGCGGAAGGUAUUUUCUCUAUGUGAACUUCUUGGAAGUUGUUAUCUGGGUUGGAUCCUGCUCUUGCAAUUCUCCAUGUUUGGACUUUUUGCCUUUCCGUCCAGUCAAUCCGUGUCGAUCAGUUUUAGUCAGAGAUGUCCGUCAAAAAUCUCACUUCAGUUUGGAAAUGACGGAUGUUUGGAGAAUACUCAUUCGCUCAUGUGUAUAGGCUUUCUCUUGCUUCUUCACACACUUCUUUUUCAAGCAACUUUUGAUAAUCCCCUCAGCCCCUGUGAAUCUGUAUGUCCGUCUUCCACUUUUGUCCAUACCCAGAAACUCUCUCUGUCUCUCCCUCUCUCUCUCACACAGACACACUCCACACGUGUGCCUGUGUCUGCGUGCAUAUUUCUAACUCUGUUUGUCUCUGACUCAGAGUUAAAAACUUUUCAGACUAGAUGCGACGAGGUGGCGGAGGCGCUGGUCGCACAGGGUCUGCCGGCGGUUGCUCUUCACGGUGGCCACAGUCAGAAGGAACGGGAAUACGCCCUCAACAAUUUCAGAAAAGGCUCCACAAGUAUCUUGGUACUGAUACCUAAUACCACCAAUCGUCGUCCAUUCCUCUGCAGCCUUCUUCACGAACCCUGAAGAAGCAUUUUUUUUUUUGCCUAAACAUUACAUCUCAUAUGGCCCGAGUGGAUUGAAACACAGGUUGCUACUGACGUCGCCUCCCGCGGUCUGGACGUUGCCGGAGUUUCCCAUGUCAUUAAUCUGGACCUUCCAAAAGUAUAUAAACCUGAACUUGCCCCCUUAAACUAUCGACGAUGUUCUUCUGAUGUUGUCUUCUUUCCGUUUUUUGUCUUUUUUUUUUUUUUGGUACUAAUUACGAAUGCGGCUUCUGCUCUUGGUGCAGACUCUGGAGGAUUAUGUCCAUCGAAUUGGCAGGACUGGGCGAGCAGGAUCCUCCGGUCGGGCCACCUCAUUCUACACAGACCGCGAUAUGGUCCGCCCCUUUUCUUUCCUUGCUGCAUCUCGUUUCUCCGAAAAGAACGAUCAUUUAGCCUUGGUUUUGUUGCGUCUCGCAGUUCCUUGUCGCCCACAUAAGGAAGGCUAUCUCAGAUGCCGAAUCUGGAAAUGCGGUCUCCUUCGCCACUGGGAAGGUAUGGACUGAGCGACGUGAGGCCCCCCUUUUUUUCUGGGUCCGAGGUGUCUAAAGGUCUGGCUUCUUGUCCCCGGUAGACGGCGCGGAAGAAGGAGAGAGAAGCUGCGACUGCGCAGAAGGAAGCGAGGCUGGGCUUGUCUAAGUUGUCGGUCAACGAUCCGGGAGCCAUAAGCGUGGACGACCGGUACCGGUACAUGUUGACGCCAUCGAGUAACAAGAAAGAGGGCGCUGCGGACGAUGCUUGGGAUGACUGA
Messenger RNA from Spirodela intermedia, 9372 nucleotides. NCBI's taxonomy places the organism in Eukaryota, Viridiplantae, Streptophyta, Magnoliopsida, Alismatales, Araceae. The record is from the annotation of a GenBank genome assembly.